AUGAACCGCUCUGCCGGUGCUUCCGUCACUGAGUCGGUGACGCUCAGCGCGGAGCGGAUGGUGCGCCUGAAGGAGCCCAACGGCACGGCCAUCCAGACGACCUUGCCGGCGGGCUGGGUAGAGGGGGCUAUGGUAGUCAACAAGCAUUCGGCGACCGGCGUGAUCAAGUCCGUCGGCAACGGCAAAAUCACGAUCUACUGGCCAACGGCAGAUAUCCACAAGCAGGUCAAAGGGUUUCAGGAGAUCCAGAAGAAGGAGAUCCAGAAGAAGAAGCUGUCAGGUGCAUGGGCCUUCGACGAGUGCCCCAUUGCGGACGCUCUCAACAAGUACGCUCUUGCGGGCGGGCGCCAGCGAUUUGAGCAGCGGGAGGACCCAAUCAUGGUUUUUAGUCUCUCUUUCGUGCAAGUGCUGAUUGGCUGGGAUGAGACCAAUGUGGUCACGGCACAGUGGUACUUGCGCGAGUGGCACGCGUCGUGAGAGCAAGUACAGUCGCCGGUCGCGAGGCGAGGCUCGUCAUCAAGCCGUCAGCGCACACUGGCCAUUGGAUGCUUGGCCUCAGUACCACUUAGCGACGCCGGUCUCGAGCUUGAAGUCGAUCUUGGCGAGGGUCCGCUCCGGGUGGCGUGUACCCUCGCGUAUCCACUGGCGGACGCGCCGGUUGGCCUCGCGGAGGAAGCGCGCGGAUGGGCAGCCGCCCACGCAGGGCAGGCAGGUGCCCCCCAGGGUUUCGAGCGCUGUGGCAUCGUAGUCCCCUCGCUCCUGAUUAUGAAACCAUGGGGGUCCGCCAUUCCAACGACCCCCAGCAUAAGCAUCAUGGGGGUUCGCCAGUCGGCAGUCACAAGCCUGGUGGCAGCACACGGGGUUGGCACAUGGCUGCAGCGUAGUGCUGACUCGCUCGGCGACCGCUAAGAUCAGCGCCUUGCCCGCCGGCAGGUUUGCCGGGUCAGCCUCCGCCACUUCGCUCGCAAACGACUCCAUUUUGCUCGCAAAAGAUGCGGGUUGUAAGCCAUCAAGGUAGCCGUGAAGGAUGGCAUAGGCGAUCGCGUCCUCGCGAGUCAAAGCAAGCCAGUACGCUCCGUUCCACGGGAAGUCCGAUUCGAGCUCUUGAAAGAAGUCAGCUGCGGUCUUGUACCAUUCUCGCGUGAAUUCUCCGUCUGAGCAAAAUGGCAGCAGGCCUGAAAGCCUGAGGUACAGCUCGCCGCACUGUGGCCCGAUGGCCACGCCGAUACUGCCGAUAUCGUCGUCGUCGUCGUCGUCAUCAUCAUCGUCGCCGUCGUCCUUGUUCUUGAAGUCGCAAUCGUCAUCGUCGUCCUCCUCCUCGUCAGGCAGUAACGCAUCGGCUCGCAUUGGGAGUGUGCGCAGGAAGACCUGCAUCGCAGCGUCCACGUCCUUGUGCUUGAUGUGCUUUCUGCGACUAUGCUCCGUGUGCGUUAUGGCAUGCUUCAUCCAUUCCGUGCCGCAUUCUCCAAACUCAAAGUGCCGCCCAGGAUCAUCUUCAGGAUACGAGUCGACAAGCGGCUGAUCGCCCACGAGCACGUGCAGCUUCUCGAUCGCAGCAAUCUCGAUACUGAUAUCGGUCUUGAAGUCACAGGCUGUGCGAAUGGCCGCAGAGUAGAAGACUGCGGGCGCAAAGCGAACGCCGCACAAGCGCGCGAGCCGAUGGAAGGUGGUUUCCAGGUGUGGCACCGGCACGUCG
Emiliania huxleyi CCMP1516 is the source of this 1696-nucleotide messenger RNA. RefSeq lists its product as hypothetical. The record is from RefSeq and is a predicted model, not a curated record. The coding region runs from base 1 to 477 and encodes 158 amino acids. Lineage: Eukaryota; Haptophyta; Isochrysidales; Noelaerhabdaceae. The transcript is spliced from 6 exons.